AUUUACUUUUUUGGGUGUCUUAAAAAGGAAAUUCACACCCCAGCAAACUUGUAAUUAUCCAUUCAGCCCCAGCCCGCCAUGGUUGCUCUUAGCUGCGGGUGCUCCUUCAAGCUCCGCCGUCACCCUCCUCCCAACACCGCCGCUACCACCACUCCCCCUCAUAAUCUCCGGCACCCUUCUCGAAUCUCUGCCAAUCCCCUUCCUCCUCCUCAUCCUUUCACUCUUAAACUACAUCCAACAAAAGAUCCAAUCUUUUCUUUAGCUGAAUCUUUAUCCACUGCCAGCUUCAUUGCCCUCCUCUCCUCUUCACUCUUCUUUUCCACUCAUCCUGCUCUGGCCUUCAAGGGUGGAGGUCCAUAUGGUUCUGAGGUGACCAGAGGGCAAGACCUUUCCGGGAAAGAUUUUAGUGGCAGAGUUUUGAUCAGGCAAGAUUUCAAAACGUCCAUAUUGAGACAAGCCAAUUUCAAAGGAGCAAAACUAACAGGAGCUAGCUUCUUUGAUGCUGAUUUAACAGGGGCAGAUCUCUCUGGUUCUGAUCUUAGAGGCGCCGAUUUCUCCCUAGCAAAUGUAACAAAGGCAAAUUUGAGCAAUGCUAACUUGGAAGGAGCACUUGCAACUGGAAACACAUCUUUCAAAGGGGCAAUUAUAACUGGUGCAGAUUUUACAGAUGUUCCCUUGAGAGAAGACCAAAGGGAAUACCUGUGCAAAGUUGCAGAUGGGGUAAACCCUGUAACGGGUAACGCGACACGCGAUACAUUGCUCUGCAAUUAAAGAAAACUCGGCAUGCAUAUUCGUUGGCUAUCCAUAGAUGUAACAUCAAGUUAGUAAAUUUUCUAGCAAGAUGCUCUUGAUAUAGAUGUAACAACUAUCAAGUUUGUGCAAAUGAAAUACCCCUUCUAUAUAUCACAUGGCUCUGCUUCUUUAGAAGAUCUAUGCAUUUUUUGUCCCAAGGUAUUUGUCUAGUU
Cuscuta campestris is the source of this 965-nucleotide messenger RNA. Lineage: Eukaryota; Viridiplantae; Streptophyta; Magnoliopsida; Solanales; Convolvulaceae. The record is from the annotation of a GenBank genome assembly.